Messenger RNA from Cannabis sativa, 3937 nucleotides. RefSeq lists its product as uncharacterized. Lineage: Eukaryota; Viridiplantae; Streptophyta; Magnoliopsida; Rosales; Cannabaceae. Gene Ontology annotation, molecular function: cysteine-type peptidase activity. Gene Ontology annotation, biological process: proteolysis. The record is from RefSeq and is a predicted model, not a curated record. Bases 1 to 2772 code for a protein of 923 amino acids. The transcript is spliced from 10 exons.
AUGGCCGUUACUCGUUCAUCACCAUCUCCGGCCAAAGUUACAAAACCCACAAAACAAUCGCAGAAAACCAGACCCAAAUCAAAAAUGGGUAAAAAAAAUCUGAAAGAGAACCCUCCUAGCCCCACUUCCCCUUCUAUUAAAAGAAAAACCAUUGCUGGACCUUCGAAGAACACUCGAGGAAAAAGACCUCGAACUGUUGUUGAAAAUUCAGACUCAGAUUUUGAGUUGGAUUCUGAAUUUCUUAAGUCGCCUGUUUCUGUUAAGGGCAAGGGUAAAUCCCCUGUAAAGGUGUUGCCAUCAUCAGGUGUGGCUGAGGAAAUUCCUGUUAAUAGGAUUGUUGAGGAUUGGGAAUGCAAGUACACCCGAUCUCAAUUCUAUCAUUCUAGAGUAGUAACAUCUGGGUAUUACUCUGUACUUGGUGACAUUAAGAGAAUUUUAACUGAAAACCAAUUGGAAAUUUUUUCAAAAUCUGUAUUUGGUUAUUUUCUUCGGAUUCCAGAGUACAUAAUUCAUUACCAAUUGCUUCAUUGUUUGCUGUUGAGGGAGGUUCAGCAGCCUAAUGGGUUGGAGUUUUGGGUUUGUGUCCAAGGGAAAUACCUUAGGUUUAGGGUACAAAAAAAUUACCAAGGGUGCUAUUCGAUCGCUUUUAUUGCUGACAAUCUUAAGGAUAACGACGAUCUUGCAGUCAAGUUGGCUGUAUUGUAUUUUGUGCAGUGUUAUUUGUUAGGUGGUCCCCCGGGUAAAGUUGUUUCGUCUGAGGAAAUAGAUGUUGUCGAUAGUGGUCGAUAUAAUGAAUUUGGGUGGGGCAAGCAUUGUUUUGAUAUCACUAUGCAUUCUUUGAAGGGUAAGAUAGAUUCUGGUUAUAAGAGGGUAGUUCGUAGUGACGAGGAUGGUGGGUAUUACAGGUUAUUGGGUUUUCCUUUGGCUAUUCAAUUCUGGUUUUUCGAGUGUUGCCCGUAUGUUAUUGGGAAACUGUCCUUGUACUCAAAUGUUGGCAUUCCAAGGAUUUUGAAUUGGCCUAAAUUACCCAAGGACAAGGAGGGUAUGGUGAAAAUGGAUGUCAUGAACACCCUCAUUUUCGAUCGGUCUUUGAAAGAGUUAAAAUUAAGAAACAUCACUCCAACUUCCGUUGAGAGAUUGAGUUUGAGCCUCACUGAUUUUUUCUCUGGUGAGACUACUCCCGAGGCUGUAAAAUUCAAAAUUAAAGGUGGUUCCAAGCCUGCUGGUCAACCUGGCUUGAUGGGUUCUUCUUCAUCAUCUGCUCAUGAGAAUGUCUCCCGAGUUGAGUUUGAGGAAUUUAAAAAGUGUUUAUCUGUUGUUGUCAGCCAGCAAGGGAUUCUUAUGAAAUCUGUUGCUGAGAUGAACAAGAAGCUGGACAUUCUUAUUGAGUCAUCCCAAGGUGGUCUUACUCACAAUGGAUCUCAGUCUGAAGAUGCUCUUCGUACUUCAGAAAAUGAGGAUGAUGAAGAUUCCACUUCGGAGGAAGACGAGGAUGAUAAAUUCGACGAUGACAAAGGAGAUGAUCAUCAUGACGAUGAAACUGAUGAUGAUGAUGAUGAUCUGGGUGGAGAUGGUGUUGGUGCUGGUCAGGAUGAGGCUCACACGGGCGAUGUUCGUAACGAUGAGGGUGUUGUUGUUCCCGAGGUUGUUUCGAGGGAUGAUGAUACCGGCAAGGUGGAUGAUGCCAAGUAUUUUGACCCUGUGGAACCUAUUGCAGAGAUCAAACAGCCUGAACAGUCUCAAGGUGGGGAGGACAACAUUGAUGUUGAUGCAACAAUUGCAUCUGCUGUUAAAGCUGUGGAGAAUUUGAUUGGUUCCUCAACUAAUGCCCCUGCUCCUGUUGAGACUUAUGAGAAGACUGAUCUUGAAAUGGUUCUUUUUCAAGAGACUCCUAUUUUACGUCCUCAAAAGAGGGAUCAGAAGAAAGGAGCUGUUUUGAAAUCCCCAUUCAUUGAGCUUGCUUCUGGUGCAUCUAAAUCAGGUUCAUCCUCAGUUUCUCCUGAUGAUUCUGUGUAUAAGGUCGUUAAAUAUGUGCGUGGUUUGUGCCCGUUGGACAACAAGAUUGGUGAACCUGUCGAUCCGCAAUUGGAAGCUGAGUUUGUCAAGUGGGUUGAUACAGGUCUUAGAAAGCAUAAAUCUAACACAACAACUAAUGUGUAUUGUAAGGGUAAGGACACAAUAUUUCCGCCAUUUCGUUUUGGUGUUGAGGACAUCAGCAACAAGAUGUGGUUUCACAACCUUGCCUACCCUAAUUGUUUCCUUACCAAUUCUCACAUUGACAUCAUUUUCUAUUAUCUUCGUAAGAAAAUAAUGUACUCAGCCAAGCCGAAAAUCAAAGUCACCACAACUGAUUGCCUGUUUUGUUCUAGCAUAACAACUUUGUAUGAGAAGUUUGUUGAGAAAAACAACGAUAUAUCGGUGUUGUCUCUUUCUCACAAUGUGGCCCAGUACAUUCAAGGUGGUAAGAUAUUAUGUGCCACUCCUUCGCAUUUGGUUGAUCAUGUUGUUAUGCCUAUCAAUGUAAAAUUACAGGAUCAUUGGAUUUGUGGUCGUCUUAACAUAGUUGACAGGCGCAUAUAUCUGUACAAUUCAUUGCGUUCUGGGAGGUAUAUGACAGCUGCCAAAGAGGCUUGCAAGUCUUUCUCUGUUAUUUUACCAUAUUACUUCUCUAUGUUAGACUUCAAAGGCCUUCGCAUCGAAGCUAAGUUUAGCACUAUGGAACCUUUCCCUAUUGUUGCUGUUGAUGGUUUACCCGAGCAGGUCACAGUGUAAGUUUUAUGUUUAGUGUUCAAUGUUUUUCACUGGUUGUUUGUAUUUUUAUUUUUUUGUUAUGUGACUUUGUUUUUUAUCAGUGUUCUCAUAGUGUCUUUUUUUGUGUUUUCUUGUUGUGUUUUUUCCAGUGAUUGUGGUGUUUUUGUUGCAUCAUUUGCUGAGUAUUUCAUUGAUGGCAAACCCAUCCCAUCCUCUGAUUUUGAUGUGGAAAUUCACCGCGAUCGUUUGGCUGUGUUAUUUUAUCAAUAUGGGAUGAAGAAGCAAACUGAGAACAUUGAAAGUGAAUCCAAGGCCCCUCCCAGCCUUCCCAAGAAGUGAUUUGUUUUUUCAAUCAGACUGUCAUUGUUCUUAUAGUUUUUUAAUGUUGUUUUAAUGUUUUUUAUGUUGUUUUUCUUAAACAAACAUUGGUGUUAUGUUGUGUUUCCUUACGUUUUGUGUGGACAACAUGUAAUCUUUUUAUUUUUGUAUGUUUUUUCUUAUUAUUUUUAUGUACAAACAAGUUGGUAUGUUAAAGUUGUUAGUUUUUUCAUUUCACAUCCCUUCUUUUUUUGUUUUUUUUUCUUAUAGUUUCUCUGUUUUUUUGAAUACAAAUAUUAAUUUCAGUAUUAAAAACACAAACUGUUUCAAUAACAAACUUCAUAUAUAUAUAUUCAAUUUAGUAUCCAACAUCUUUUAAUAUCCAAUCUAAAGUAUCAACAAUUCCCAAUGUAAUCAAUGUUUUUCAAAUAAAAAAUGUAUUCCCUUUGUAUUUCAGAAAUUUAAAUUCCUCAAUAUCUCAUUCUCAAAACGUAUGUGUAGUUUUCUUUUGUUUUUCCACUGUUGUUCUGUUGUUGUUUUUAUUCCCUUCUACGUCUUCUGCUGCAUGUUCUUUUGUUAUGCCCCAGUUCACCACAUUUGCUGCACUUGUUGUGUUGAUCCUUUUCCCAUCCAGCCUUCCUUCUCAAUGUUUUUGGUCUUCCUGAUUUUACUCUUUCAUGUGGAGGCAAGACUGUAAUAUUCUUCACUUCUUCCGGUACCUCCCAUUCACUUUGGUGUCCUAUUGGGUAAACUGUCCCUGAAUAAGUUGCCAGCCAAUUUUUUUUUUGUGUAGUAAUCUGAACAGUAGGUGUACGGGUCCAUGUUCAUCUCCCUCAUCACGGCCACUGCGUGCCCGCAUGGCAUUUCA